AUGGAGUCUGAAGUGCGAACAUGGCUUGUCACGGGGUCUAAUCGUGGAAUAGGACUGGAAUAUGUUCGGCAGCUGAUUUCUUCAGCUUCAAAUAUUGUAAUUGCAACCUGUCGGAACCCUGUAACCGCAUCAGAGCUGCAGGCAUUGAAAGACAUAGCCAUUGGAAAUCUCUACAUCCACGAGCUGGAUGUCACCAAUCCGGAAUCCAUUGAUACUUCCUUGGCCUUGGUGAAGGACAUCCUCGAUAUUCAUGGCCUUGAUUAUUUGAUCAACAAUGCUGCAGUGACGGAAGGGAACGACCUCGCUUUCAGCAUGACAAUGUCGGGCCUCAUGAAUUCUCUUCAGGCGAAUGUCGCUGGACCAGCCUUGAUCUCCCAAGUGUACUUACCCUACCUGGAGAAGAGCAAGCGAAAGGUCAUCGUGAACAUGACCAGCGGCUUGAGCAGUAUUGGCCUCGAUUGUGGGAAGAAGAACGCAUCGUAUAGCAUUGCGAAGACAGCGCUCAACAUGCUUACUUAUAAGCAAGCAACUGAGAGGCACGACUUGAUCUCUUUCGUCAUUGAUCCUGGCUGGGUAAAGACUGAAAUGGGUGGCGAGGGUGCCGUACUCGAGCCUCACGAAAGCGUCUCGGCACUUCUGAAAUUUGCGGUUGAUGCCACGAAGGAGCAUUCUGGUAAGUUGUUCAAAUACACAGGUGAACCUUUGCCAUGGUGA
Molecule: messenger RNA, 714 nt
Organism: Heterobasidion irregulare TC 32-1
Lineage: Eukaryota; Fungi; Basidiomycota; Agaricomycetes; Russulales; Bondarzewiaceae
Exons: 5
Coding region: 1-714 (237 amino acids)
Molecular function (GO): oxidoreductase activity, acting on the CH-OH group of donors, NAD or NADP as acceptor
Source: RefSeq, a predicted model, not a curated record